AGCACUCGGCCCGCGGCGCCAGGAGCGGGGGCGCCCGCGCGCGCGCAGGCACGGGCGCGGGGCCCCGGGGCUCUCGCGCCAUGCCGUGGUCGCGCCGCCUGCGCGGGCCAGCGCUGCUCCUCCUGCCGACGCAUCUGUGCGGGUGGUGACGACAGCUGCUGGACCGCCGGGGUGACGCGCGAGUACUGCUGCAACAUGCAGCUCGGUCCGGAGGGCAACACGAACUGCUGGGACGGCGACUUCACCUUCGACAGGUGCUGCAGAUCCGACGAGCCCGUGCCGCGCCUGCCCGACAGCCCCGACGCGUACCCCGCUUGCAUCGUCACCGGCAUCGUGCUCCGGCACUUAGGCGAGCACGGCGUGUUCGUCGACGUCACGAGCCACGGGUCCACCGGCUGCUUCCAGAACAACUGCAGCCACAGCGACAAGUUCGUGGCGGCGGACCCGGGCGUGUGCGCGCGGCGCUGCGCCGAGGACGGCGCGCUCCGGUGCUUCCUGCGGAGGUCGGACGGCGGCCGGCAGUGGGCCAAAGGGUGGUCCGCGGGCACCAAGGCCUGCGCGCCGGCCCCGCUCCCGGACGCCCACGCUGCGCUCGCCGUGAGAGCGAGGGCCUCAAGGCCUGCGACGGGGGCAAGGGCGAGGGCUGUCCGGACGUGCUCGCGGCGAUGCGCACGUGGCUGCUGGCGAUCGGGCACCUCGAGCGCGCGGCUCGCGGGCGCGUGGACCAGGUCACGAUGCAGCACGUCGACCAGAUUGCCGCCGAUUCAUCCAAUCUGGUGGAUCACGGGCGACUACCGUCCGAGCGACGCCGACUUCCCCCGCGUCGUCUUCAACAACAGGCUCAUCUUCAACUCCCUGAGGGACUGGCUGGACUCCCAGGCGAAGGCGGAGCUCGGCGAGCAGGACCUGUCCCUCCCAGUGCCCCUGCGCACCGGGGGGCUGUGCGGCGGGUCAUGCUACGAGCUGUGAGGCGCGCGCGCGCGCCCUCGAAAGAAAGUCGCAGGCUGGCCAGCGUCCCAGGGGGUGUUGACUUGUUCCCUAGGGGGCCCCCGGGUGUCCAGACUCCGCUCCCCGCGGCCAGCGUCUCCGCCUGCCUUGUGCCGUUGGCGGCCCCGAGGCCGGGCGCGGGGGCCAUGCGAGCAGGUCCGGGCCGUCCGUGGGCGCCGCAGCGCAGGCAAGCCCGAGCGGGCCCGGUCAGGGGCGCGCAGCGGUUGCCGGAUUGCGCCCUGCCUCGGCCUGCGCGCCGCCGCCAGGGCUCCUCGGCAGAGCGCACCCCCGCUGCGCGCGCGCGCUCGAGGGGCCCGACGGGCUCAGGGGGGUUCUUGGUUCUGCUCCGGGCGGAGGCAAUCCCAUGCCCCCGCCCCCUCGCGCCGUG
This is a messenger RNA of Prorocentrum cordatum, 1375 nucleotides long. NCBI's taxonomy places the organism in Eukaryota, Dinophyceae, Prorocentrales, Prorocentraceae. The record is from the annotation of a GenBank genome assembly.